Molecule: messenger RNA, 4048 nt
Organism: Gallus gallus (chicken)
Lineage: Eukaryota; Metazoa; Chordata; Aves; Galliformes; Phasianidae
Gene: PCASP2
Product: paracaspase 2
Biological process (GO): proteolysis
Molecular function (GO): cysteine-type endopeptidase activity
Source: RefSeq, marked validated
AGUGUGUGCUGAGCUGGGUGCUGGCGGCUCCGGGCACACUCAGUACCUGGAGCCCGAGGCAGCAGCUGUGGGGCAGGAUGGGGGACUGGAGCUUGCCCAUUGGCUCACUGGGGGAGGAGGUGGUGGCGCAGCUCUGUGAGCUCCUGGACACAGCCAGCAGGGGCUGGCGCAAGCUGGCCGAGGUGGCUGGGGCAGAGAAACGCUUCAAGUGCAGCGAGGAGGAGCUGGAGAUGUGCUCUCUGAAGGUGCUGGAGCCCCUCGGCAGCCCCACGCAGUGCCUCCUGCAGCUCCUGGCCGAGCGUGAGUGCACCCUCCGGUACCUGCAGGGCUGCCUGCACAGGAUGGGGCACACACAGGCCUGCCAGGUCCUCAGCAGCGCUGUCCACGAUGUGAUCCGCAUCACGGUGCAGCCGGAGUCACAGGUGGUGGCAGAGGGGACACGGGUGUCCCUGACCUGCUGGGCCAGCGGCCCGCCGGGGCUCACCUACCAGUGGUUCUGCGGAAGGCAGGAGGUGCCCGGAGCCACAGCCCCGGAGCUGAUGGUCGACACGGCCGCACCGCUGGGACUGCCCCAGUGGUACAUCUGCCGCGUGAGCUGCGGGGCCGCCUUCGCCUUCUCCAGGUGGGCUCGCAUCCAAGUGGAGAGGAGCCACAGCCGAAUCAGCCAGCGGUUACUGCCCCAGCAUGGCGGGGCUGCAGAUCCUGCAGCAGCCACGGCCGUGCCGCCUGGCCGAGGGGGACCCGCUGGUGUGGAGUGCAGAGCCCUCGGCAACCCGCCGCCGCAGUACCAAUGGUUCAGGAACCGGCGCCCCGUGGAGGGUGCGCGAGCACCACAGCUCCAGGUGCAGCUGGUGACGACAGCCGAGCGGGGCACGUACUCCUGUCGUGUGUUCAACCUCUUCCACGAGCUGUGGAGCCAGGAGGUGGACGUGGAGAUCGGCCCGCGGCUCUUUGCCUCUGGAGCCCCCUGGCAGGAUGGGGAUGGAGACUCCCCGGAGCCCGGCAGCCCCGACCAGCUGUACGCCACCGACAAAGUGGCGCUGCUGGUGGGCAACAUGCACUACGUGCACCACAAACACCUGCGGGCGCCCAUGGUGGAUGUGCACGCGCUGAGCGCGCUGCUGCGGCAGCUCGACUUCAAGGUGGUGUCACUGCUGGACCUGCGCCGGGAUGAGAUGCAGAUGGCGGUCGAUGAGUUCCUGCUGCUCCUCGACAAAGGGGUCUACGGACUGCUGUACUACGCUGGACACGGCUACGAGAACUUUGGCACCAGCUUCAUGGUGCCCAUUGACGCGCCCGGCUCCUACACCUCUGCCCACUGCCUGUGUGUGCAGCACGUACUGCAGCGCAUGCAGCAGCGCCGCACCGGCCUCAACAUCUUCCUGCUCGACAUGUGCCGCAAGAGGAACCUCAAUGACGACGUCAUCCCGCAGGUUGGGGCGCUGGAGGUGACGGCCAACAUCGUCUUCGGUUACGCCACAUGCGCGGACGCCGAAGCCUACGAGCUGAGCCAGCAGGGCGAACUCUCCAACGGUGUCUUCGUCACCUUCCUCAAGCGCUGGCUGCUGGAGGACGAGAAGAUCACUGUUCUGCUGGACAAGGUGGCCGAGGACAUGGGCACGCUGGAGCUGACGCGGGGCCGCCAGGCGCUGGAGCUGCGCAGUAACCUGUCGGAGAGGCGGGCGCUCACCGACCCCAUCCGCUCCUUGGGACAGGCCGAGACCUCCGCCAGGAACCUGCAGUGGGCGAAGGCUCACGUCCUCCCGGAGAGCCGCCACCUCCGCUUCGACUGCGGUGUCACCGUACAGCUGGGCUUCGCUGCUGAGUUCUCCAACAUCAUGAUCAUCUACACCCGCAUCCUGGCUGCCCCCGGGGACGUCACUGAGUGCGUGGCCAAGCUCACCGACCUCCCCGAGGAGCUGGACGUGGACCUGAAGUGCACCAACCGGGAGAGCCCCGAGGAGCUGGGCAGCCCCCUGGUGCCCACCUGGAGCGUCACCUGUCCGUCCUGCUGCCUCUACAGCCGCCUCUGUGGGCUGCAGAGAUUGCGGCAGGAGCUGACCUUCACCGUGUGCCUGCAGUACCGCUACCGCCACGUGGCCGACUUUGUGGAGGAGCGGCGGGCGGUGAGUGUGGGGCGGCCGCUCAUCGCCAAACUCAAUCUGAGCCCCCCGGACCCCGGCAAACUGCCCGCCUCGGGGGGGUCCGGCAGCCCCCUGUCCGCAUCGCCCCCCAGCAGCUGGGGGAACAGCCCCGAGGAGAACCUGAGCCCCGAGGUGCCCGGAUCGCACGGGGUGUAAGGGGGCACAUACAGGGCACUGCCACCCCAUAUAGAGAGCAGUAUCACCCCAUAUACAGGGCAAGGCCAUCCCAUUAUAUAUAGGGCCGCGCCACCCCAUACGUAGGGCAGUGCCGACUCAUGUGCUGGGUAGUGUUACCCCAUAUAUAGGGCAGUGCCAACUCAUGUACAGCUCAGUGUCACCCCAUACACAGUGCACUGCCAUCCCAUUAUAAAUAGGGCUAUGCCACCCCAUACACAGUACAGUGCCACCUCAUAUACAGGGCAGUGUCACCCCAUAUAUAGAGCAGUGCCACCCCAUAUUCAGGACAGUGCCAGCUACAUGUCCCCUAGCAGGGCAGUAAACCCCAUAUAUAAGGUGGUACCACUCCAUAUACAGAGCAGUGCCAGCCCCAUGUACCCUCACAGGGCAGUGCCACCCCAUAUGGACACCAUUGCGCCCCCAUGUCCCCCAGCAGCUGUGGGGCGGGCAGGGGGCCGGGUCAGGUGCUGCAGCUGAGAGAGGCGUCGCACCGAGGCGGGAUUGGGCUCAUUCAGGCCUAGGAGAAAUAGAGAGAAAUAAGCAGAUUAGGGGGCAAAUCCCGCUGGGGGGGAUGGGAGGGGGCAGCGAAGGGCUCCUGCGUGGCAGUGGGGGUAAAGAUUUUGGGGAACAAUUGAAAUCUGGGGUGGAGGGGGGGAGGAAGAAUGCCUUUCUGCUCCGAUGACGUGAGCCGGGGGCGCAGGGCGCCCGCUGCUGUGUGCCAACGCCGUGGGGCGGCCGUGGGGGCCCCUCGACCCAAUUAGGGUGGGCUAUGGGGCAGCCCCCUCCCUGCCGCCCGCCCUUUGUUGGCCGAGGGGUGCCCGGGCGUCGCGGCGGGGUCGGCGCCAACCUCUGCCAUUAUGUCAUGCGAAAAGCGCAGCCCCCAUUCAGCGCGUCCCGUCCCCCGGAUCAAACCCCAUUACUUCCGCGGCCGUUGCUUCAUUAUCUCCCGCGCCGAGCACGCCUCUGCCCGUGGCCCAUUAGCUGGGCUGGGGGGCCGGGGGAGCAUCGAUUAUGCGUUUAAUGGGUUGUUAAAGGUUUAAUUAUCGCUAACGAAGCAGACGAGCAGCAGCAGCCGGGGGACGGGGACGAGGAGCCGGGUCCCCACGGGGUCAGCGCGCAGCCCGGAUGGUGUCAUCGGGAGACCCCAAUGCCACCGCAGCCGUGGGUGCAGCUCUGCCCCGUGUUUGGCCCCAACCGACCCCAUCUGCCCCAACACGUUCCAUGUUUGGAACCCCGAAGCCCCCACGUGUGCCAUCGCCCCCGCGCCGCCCCAACAGUGCCAACCACACACCAUCCCCAGCGCCAUGGCGGGGCACCCCACCACCCGCCCUCCCAUCCCUGCUCCCAUCGGGACCCCGCUGCCCCCAUUGGGGCUGAGCCCCCCCCCCCUUCCGCCCGGCAAUUACGGCAGCUUUGUGCCACCGGCACCGCUGGAGAGCAAUUAGGGCCGGAGUGACGGCGGAGCAGAUUCCCCCUGACAAGCAGGCGGGACGCGGGCCGGGAUUCGGUCACCCAUGUGUGGGGACGGCGGCGUCUCCGUGCGGAUGUGGAGUGUGGGUGAUGUUAAGGGGGAUUUCCCCAUCGCCGAGCAGAGCAGCGCAUCCCACUCUUCUCCUUACCAGCCAUACACCCAUCUCCCGCACUGCACCCAACGCGGCUGAAAAGACAACACCCCCCGGUUGUUCCCUACGAAAACAGAGCGUUUCUGUUUGUGCAUAAAAAAAAAA